Molecule: messenger RNA, 1617 nt
Organism: Telopea speciosissima
Lineage: Eukaryota; Viridiplantae; Streptophyta; Magnoliopsida; Proteales; Proteaceae
Product: alanine--glyoxylate aminotransferase 2 homolog 1, mitochondrial-like
Exons: 9
Coding region: 95-1549 (484 amino acids)
Biological process (GO): glyoxylate catabolic process
Cellular component (GO): mitochondrion
Molecular function (GO): pyridoxal phosphate binding; L-alanine:glyoxylate transaminase activity
Source: RefSeq, a predicted model, not a curated record
GCAGCGGAGCUCUGUGUCAUAUCACUUCUCCGGGGCCGAGCGUUACCGGUGAACAAUCGGAGUAUUUUGGCCAAUAUUCUCCGGUGAUUUGGCGAUGGCAUUGCAGAGAUAUCUCUUGAAACGAAGCCAUGAAGCUGGGGAGAAGCUUCGACCCUUGUUGUUCCGUAGCUUUUCUUCCAUAGCUGCACCUGCGUUACAUCCCUUCGAUUACGCACCGAAUGCUUACAAUGCACCUACGCUCCCUUCCUUCGAUUACUCACCGAAGGCUUACAAAGGACCUCUAGGAGACGAAAUUCUUCAGAAACGAAAGAAGUAUCUUGGUCCCUCUAUGUUCCAUUUCUAUCAGAAGCCCCUCAAUAUUGUUGAAGGCAAGAUGCAGUAUUUAUUUGAUGAGAAUGGAAGACGUUAUCUUGAUGCAUUUGCUGGAAUAGUCACGGUGUCUUGUGGACAUUGCCAUCCAGAAGUUGUGAAUGCUAUAGUAGAACAAAGCAAGCUUCUCCAGCAUGCUACAACCAUUUACUUGCACCAUGCAAUAGCUGAUUUUGCAGAGGCAUUAGCAUCGAAAAUGCCUGGAAACCUAAAGGUUGUAUAUUUUGUCAAUUCUGGUUCUGAGGCAAAUGACUUAGCAAUGUUGAUGGCUCGGCUAUAUAGUGGGAAUCUUGGUAUGAUUUCUCUGAGAAAUGGAUAUCAUGGUGGAAGUUCUGGAACACUUGGUCUGACGGCUCUAAGUACUUGGAAGUACUCAAUACCAGAGGGAGAAAUUCAUCAUGUUAUGAAUCCAGAUCCGUAUCGUGGGGUCUUUGGUUCUGAUGCCACCUCUUAUGCCAAAGAUUUACAAGAUCACAUUGACUUCGGUACUUCAGGAAAAGUUGCUGGCUUUAUCGCAGAAACCAUUCAGGGAGUUGGCGGAGCAGUUGAAUUGGCCCCUGGAUACUUGAAACUGGUGUAUGAUAUUGUACGUAAGGCAGGUGGUGUCUGCAUAGCAGAUGAAGUGCAAUCUGGGUUCGGUCGAACGGGAAGCCACUACUGGGGCUUUGAAACCCAAGGUGUUCUUCCAGACAUUGUUACGAUGGCAAAGGGCAUUGGCAAUGGUCUACCUUUAGGGGCAGUAGUGACGACACCAGAAAUUGCAAAGGUUUUGGCUGAAAAAAUUCAGUUUAACACUUUCGGUGGGAACCCUGUAUGUUCUGCUGGUGGACUUGCAGUGCUUAGGGUUCUUGACAAGGAGAAGCGUCAAGCCCAUUGUGCGGAUGUUGGAUUACACUUAAUUGAGCGUUUGAGAGCCCUUCAGCAAAAACAUGACAUCAUUGGAAAUGUGAGAGGCAGAGGUUUAAUGGUCGGGGUAGAAUUUGUUACUGACAAGAAAGAGAAGACGCCUGCAAAGGCAGAAACUACUGUUCUAUUUGAGAAGCUGAGAGAGCUUGGAGUGCUAAUUGGGAAGGGGGGUCUCCAUGGAAAUGUUUUCAGAAUAAAACCACCUAUGUGCUUCACAAAAGAUGAUGCAGAUUUCGUCGUUGAUGCAAUGGACUAUGCCAUGUCAAAGUUGUGAGCAUUGACCUGCCAUGAUUCUAGAGUCCACAUAAGAUCUAACUGUAAUAUAAAUAAGUAGAUUUCUUG